Galleria mellonella (greater wax moth) is the source of this 1918-nucleotide messenger RNA. RefSeq names its product triosephosphate isomerase (gene Tpi). Gene Ontology annotation, molecular function: triose-phosphate isomerase activity. Bases 313 to 1059 code for a protein of 248 amino acids. Lineage: Eukaryota; Metazoa; Arthropoda; Insecta; Lepidoptera; Pyralidae. The transcript is spliced from 6 exons. Gene Ontology annotation, biological process: glyceraldehyde-3-phosphate biosynthetic process; glycerol catabolic process; glycolytic process. The record is from RefSeq and is a predicted model, not a curated record. Gene Ontology annotation, cellular component: cytosol.
UGUGAUUGUGACUGACGUUAUAUACAUACCGUACCUACCAAUAUAUUGUUCACUUCAGUGUUAAAGUAAGGUCAUUCAGGUCAUAUCAAAACUAGGUAUUUCAUUUUGAGUGGAGAGUAUCAAUUCUCUUUAGAGUAGCUUUGGGAUUACUUGUUUCAUUGGUUGUAAAUUAUAAAAGUGAUAUAAUAAUAGCCACAAGUAAUACAAUUACACAUUUUAAAUUUAACUGCAUUUCUUUUCUAAGAGAACAUAAGCCGGUACUUUUUGUUUAAUUGAAUUUCUACACAGAUAACUUAAAUAUAAAUCAAUAAAAUGGGUCGCAAAUUUGUUGUUGGUGGCAACUGGAAGAUGAAUGGUGACAAAAACCAGAUUUUUGAGAUCAUCAGCAACUUGAAGGAAGCAUCCUUGGAUUCCAAUGUUGAGGUGGUGCUGGGUAUACCUGCCAUUUAUCUAGCUUAUGUAAAGAGCAUAGUGCCCGAUAACAUUGGAAUAGCAGCUCAGAACUGCUGGAAAGCAGAGAAGGGUGCAUUUACAGGUGAAAUAUCUCCAGCUAUGAUCAAAGAUAUUGGAGUGGAUUGGGUGAUUCUUGGUCACUCUGAGAGAAGAACAAUAUUUGGUGAAACUGAUGAACUUAUAGCUGCUAAGGUGGACCAUGCCUUGGAGUCCGGUUUGAAAGUUAUUGCUUGCAUCGGUGAGACUUUAGAAGAAAGAGAAAGUGGUAUAACUGAUCAAGUUGUCUUCAAGCAGACUAAGGCUCUGAUUCCAGCCAUUGGCAAUAACUGGAACAAUGUAGUGUUGGCAUACGAGCCUGUGUGGGCUAUAGGUACUGGGAAGACAGCUACUCCCAAACAGGCUCAGGAGAUUCAUGCAACUCUCCGCAAAUGGUUGUCGACCAACGUAUCUGAAGAUGUGGCUAAUUCCAUCCGUAUUCAGUAUGGUGGGUCGGUGACAGCAUCAAAUGCUCGGGAACUGGGUGCUUGCCCGGAUAUUGACGGUUUUCUUGUUGGGGGUGCUAGCCUAAAACCAGAGUUCGUGGAUAUUGUCAACGCAACCAAGUAGGAGCUUAACAUGUGUUAUGACAUGCUUGCUCUCUUGGGCGUACAGACAAUAUAGCGUCUGAUUUUGUCGAAUUCAUGUAUUUUGUAUUCAUUUUAUUUACUCUGCUUGUUUAUCUCUAUUGUCACAGGAUGUCCUAUUUCCAUGCACUCAUGGUAAUUUUUUUCAAUGUAAAUGUAUCUACGUCUUGGGAAAUUAGAGAUACAUUUAUUUAUAUGUGCCGUAUGUAUAAAUAAAUGUCUCUUUUACAUAUUAAAAUUUCGUAUUAUUCAGUUUUUCAUGUAAACAAUGUAUUGUGUAUUAUUAUACUGUAACAUUGUUGGCAGUAUUAAUUUUGCUGAGUUUUAUUUUAUCAAUAGUAAACAUGUAGUUGUUCUAUCAAUGUUUUAAAUUGAGUUAAAAUUAUAAGUAAGUAGCAAUAAGCCAGCGGUAUUGAUAAUAUAUAAUACUUAAAAUUGCAUUACUUGUAAUCUUAUUGAUAAAUUUGUGGCUAUAGAUAACUUUAAUCUAUGUUCCUAAAAGACUAGUAAAUGUGUUAAUGUUUAAAUUUAUUGAAUUGGAAAUUCUGUUUUAUAGGAGAUGCUGCUAAAUUUAUUUUUGACUUUUUAAAUUAAAUUUAUCAAUAAAAUGACAUGUAUUUUACAAAAAUUCUAUUUUUGAUUUGUACGAUUAAAGCUUUGAUUUAAUUACUUAAUAUGUUACAUAAAAUGAUUAGUAAGGUAUUUAGAUUUUAAGGAUAUCAAUUGUAUAAUCAUAAGGUUUCAUAUUGUUUUUUUCGCUUUUAUUUCUUAUCGUUUCUUAUUAAAGGAAACAUUAUUAUAUACUAUUUGAUAAGAAAUUUAAAUAAAAAAACUAUAUAAAA